AAUGUGUAAAUUAAAAAGUAACAACAUACUUUAGAAUCGUGGUUAAUAAGUUCAUCAACUCAAACGCCUCAAUAACAUGCCCGUCAUGGGUUCAAGUUUGAAAUGGACCUUACCUCCGUUGCAAGGAUUGACUAUUCGGCAGUGUGGUAAUGAAUUAAGUCUCGAAAGCCUGUAUAGAAGAAGAAGUAGGGUUCAGCUACAAAUAUCACAAAAAGUUUUUUGAGAUUUAUCUUGAAAACCUCAGCAUACUCACAAUGCAUUACAGAUAUUCAGAGGAACUCAUAAUCCAAAAAUAAUUUCUUAUAUGCAUAUCCAAAAAGAGUUCAAUUGCCAACACAUAAAGUUCAAUUCCCUUUAGUAAAUAUCAAGUAAGUGUCCCAACAUCAUUUUUCCUAGUAUGAAAUCUGUAUAAGUGAUUGUACUUUCCACUUUAUUUAGAACUACAUUUAAUAAAUUUCACGAUAAAUAGUUAAAUUCCUGGUGCCAACUAGCAACUCACUCAUAGGUGAGUGGGAUUUUAAGAGCGAUUUUUAUGGCUCUUAAAGUGUGAGUUAUACAGCUAAAUCACCAUUCUAACUCAUUGACACUGAAUCGCCCGCCGCUACUGAGCGGUUCUUCCCAUCACUAACGUUAAACAUCGUACUGGCCGUACCUCCGACAAGCGAGGCUGACUACGACUGCCCAAUACACGCUAAGGCAGACUUUUGCACCGCAGAAGGCUUCGUAACCAUGCAACAAACACACAACCGACGCACACACAGCGCACAGCUGUCAACAUCAGCUGAGCCGCUACUGGCAGACUCCCAAAAGCGAGCGCACUCUAUCUUCUCUGGCCGCAAAACAACCAAACCCACUCUCCCGAACUCCGCAUCGCCAAUCCUUCCAGCAACGGCAUGCGAAAUAAUAUUGAAUAAUCUUAUCAGCUGUGUUUUUGCAGCACCUUACUACUCCUCAAAUAACCAGCAAACCAGUGUGUGUGUGCGUGUGUACCUAAAAACAGCCUCUAAUAAACACACACACAACCAUUCCCAACACUGUGUGUGUCCCCUGCACUGUUUGCACAUCACCGAUUGCACGGCAGGCAUGGGAGGAAGCCGGUGAUUUAGUACGCCUCAAACAAAUCAGCAAUGCAGAACGACACGCUCGUCCGGAUCCCGGCGAACGCUUGGGAGCAGCUGCGCGAUCUCUACCGGCAGGACUGGCCACGGCACGAGAUUGCCUACAACAAUGUGCAGAACUACAUCCGGUGGAUCGAGCGCGAUCCGCAGAUCAGUGCAACGCUUCUUGUCUACAGCCUGAACGGCAACUGGCGACAGACAGGAACCUACAUAAUUAUAGAUCAUACGGAUGUGUUUAUGUACACGCUUGACAGUACGGGCGAUACGCUGAAGCGUAUGCUGCUGCUGCUCGACUGGCACCACAGCUAUCUGAUGAACAUGUGCCUGUAUCGUGCCACCGUGCUGGAGGUGUAUCGGUUGCAUCGGCUCGAGAUUGCGUUCGACAGUGCCGAUCUCAUCUAUCACAUGCCGCAGCAGGUGGCGCACCGGUUUCGAUACGAUCUGCCGGUGGGUCUAUCGCUCCAGCGCAUCCCGCCCCACUAUGCCGCCUUCAUCUACAACCAGUGGCUGAACAAAUCGGUCGGCACCGAGUACUUCAUCGAGCGGCUGCUUCGCUGGAACGUCUCGAUGGGCCUGUUCUGCGAGGGCGUUCGGGAACCGUUGGCCUGGUGCAUCCGUACACAGAACGGUGCGCUCGGGCUGCUGGGUGUGGUGGCCCAGCGCAAGGGGUACGGUUCGCUCGUCAUAAAGGCGAUCGCCCGCCGGCUAGCGGAGCAGGGGUACAGUACGUACGCGAGCGUACGGCGUACGAACGUGGCCUCGCGCAAGCUGUUCGAGAAGCUCGGUUUUCGGGCGGUCGGCGAGGCGAGCUGGCUGAAGAACAUGAAGGGUACGUUCGAUGGUUGCGAGCUGCGGAAGGCAAUAAAGGCAUGAGGCAUGCGGUUCGGAUUU
Anopheles coluzzii is the source of this 2009-nucleotide messenger RNA. RefSeq lists its product as uncharacterized. Bases 1128 to 1991 code for a protein of 287 amino acids. The record is from RefSeq and is a predicted model, not a curated record. The transcript has 2 exons. Lineage: Eukaryota; Metazoa; Arthropoda; Insecta; Diptera; Culicidae. Gene Ontology annotation, molecular function: acyltransferase activity, transferring groups other than amino-acyl groups.